Molecule: messenger RNA, 834 nt
Organism: Lathyrus sativus (Indian pea)
Lineage: Eukaryota; Viridiplantae; Streptophyta; Magnoliopsida; Fabales; Fabaceae
Source: the annotation of a GenBank genome assembly
AUGUAUAAUUUGAAAGUUCAGAAGUUUUUUCAGGUCUUCCAUAAUUCUUACAACUCCUCUCCCAAGGUUGGACCAAACCUCAAAGAUGGAGCAUCAUUGUUUUCAUGCUUAUCUGAUAUAAUUUCUUUGUUUAACUUUGGUGCAUCCAAGAAAAACUAUCUGAAAUCAGCUUUUGCUAGAUUCAAAUAUCAACAAAUUUGCUGGGAAGAUAGUGUAUUAACGAAACAUGUUGAUUAUAAUAACAUGAAUUUAUUGAAAAAUGAAAUUGAAGAUUUUGAAGAAGAAAAUGUUGAUGAGAAGUGUUCUCCACUUAAGCUCAUUGAUGAUUCUUGCUUUAUUUCUCUUGAGUUGAAUGAUUUUUUUGAAUCAUGUCUUCCAAAAUUAUUACAAGGGUGUAAAAAAGUCUUACUUUAUAGUACUUUGAAACAUGGAAUAUCACUUCGCACAAUGAUUCGCAAGACUGCUCGACUUAAUACUCCUGCUUUGCUGGUUGCUGGAGAUAUGGAAGGAGCUGUGUUUGGUGCAUUGCUUGACUGCCCCUUAAUACCAACAACAAAGCCUAAAUAUCAAGGAACACACCAAACUUUUGUGUUUACAAAUAUAUAUGGUCAUCCAAGGGUUUUUCGACCUACAGGUGUCAAUAGAUACUAUUAUUUAUGUUCUAAUGACUCACUUGCACUUGGUGGUGGUGGUGAUGGUUUUGCUUUACGUUUAGAUGGAGAUUUGUUAACUGGAACUAGUGGACCCUGUGAAACAUUUGGAAAUCGAUGUUUGGCUCAUUCUCCAGAGUUUGAAUUAAAGAAUGUUGAGUUGUGGGGUUUCACACAUGCUUGA